Molecule: messenger RNA, 701 nt
Organism: Cuscuta campestris
Lineage: Eukaryota; Viridiplantae; Streptophyta; Magnoliopsida; Solanales; Convolvulaceae
Source: the annotation of a GenBank genome assembly
UUUACACACAAACCGGGAACUUCUUUUCCGGAUGCAGGGAGUACUAUUUAGUGCAAAUUUCAGGUCGAAUUCAAAUUACUUUCAACUGGAACCUAAGUGGCAAUUGGGUUCAUAUUGGCCCAGGCCCCUGUUUAUGGGUGGCCGUUCUCAGAGAGAGAUAUACAGUGUAUACAACGGUUGAAAAUUGGGAUUCGCAAUUAGGUUUCGCAGGGGAAGGGUGAGAUGGGGAUCGUGAAAGCUUAUCAACACGCCAUGGAGGAGGGAUUAUCCUAUGAAGAAUUCAGAGCUAAGGAAUUUGGGAAGGUAAUGAAUGAUGAUCCUCCCGCUGAUAUGCCUUUUUCAUUUCAGCCUGACGAUUCUAUUUCAUCCCAGAAGAACGGCGUUCCUCCCACUAAUAUGUCACGUCCAUUUCUGCCUUGGGAUUGCACGGAGACUUUGAAAGUUAUCCAGAAGACAUUACAAGUACUUCAAAGGGAUCAAGCUGCGUAUCGGACUAAUUUGCUAGACAAUUAUGACUAUGUAAGUGCCACUCUUUCCGAAUCGACCUGUUUGCUUGUGGCGUGUGUGCAUUUUGUUGUACAUUUAAGAACUGGAGUUUCUUUGUAGGCUUUGCUUGAGCGUAUUCCGCGAGAAUACAAUUUAGUUGAUAAAGUGUUUGCAUUUGGUUUUGAUAAUGCUACUAAUAAUACUGGGAAAAAAAA